AUGGCUGAAGUAGCAGAUUCCAUGUCCCCCGAGCUACUCUCAUCCUCCGACCCCGACUUCGACUUCGACAGUGUUGACGACGAAGAGAUACACGAUCAAGGUUUCCACGACAUCGACGACAACGACGACGACGUGGAAAUCACCGGCAUCAGUUCCGACAGCGACGAGGAAAUCACCGACGUCAAUUCCGACCUCGAAUCUACCGUCAGCCCUGAGGACCCGCACGAUCUAGUCCAACAUCUCCCAGACUUCUUCGACGACGGCUUUGAGGAAGGGGGUUUGUUUGUCGACGAUUUCUACGGCCAAGGCAGAAACGAACAACAGCUGGCAGUCCCGCAGAGUCCACGCCAUUUGCGCAAUCGCAAUCUCUUGUCUCCCGUGUACGAGGACUUGCAUCACGUCUACCGCUCCAUUUCCCCCCCAAACUACAAUAAUAAUUACAACAAUCUCGAUCACAGCCUUUUCCCAGCCAGGAUGGAUGCAGGAGGAGGUGCAGGACAUCAGAGAGACGAGCUAGUUGGGAUGGAGGUUCAGGGUCAAGGAAACGCCAGAGACCAUCGACACAAUGGACGGCCACAACCUGACGUGAUCGACCUCACGGGUGAUGAUAGCCCACCUGGACCUGGCCAGCCCGCGCCAUCUCGACAGCUCUCGCAGAACGCUCGCAGACGGCGCUCGCAGCAACGAAGUACACCUCCCCGGUUAGCACGGAGUGACGCCAACUACAUGGGAGGCCAUGCAGUAAUCAGCCUCCUCUCCUCCGACUCGGAGGGCGACGAACCUGUUGCAGUGCCGGCUGCGAGGCAGCAUGGGAACAACAAUGGUGCCGGGCGUGGUGCUAGAAACGCCAGGCCUGGUCCCCAGCAGCAACCUGCUGGCAGAGCACAAGCACAGCCCCCGAACAUGCAUGCACUUGGAAGUCUGCAUCAGAAUUUCCAGCAGAACUUCCAGCAGAUGCUCCACCAAAUACCCAAUCUCCCCAUCUUCAGUAUUUUCGGUGCAGCGAUGGUAGGCCAAGGUGAUGAUGACGACAUUGUCGUGGUGGCUGAGAACAACCGGGCACCCGGGCAUCACCCGCCGGCCCCGGCACACGUCCCCCUGCGUCCUGUGCAUCUCAACUACAACGCGCACCCGUUCGGUAUCGGGCGCGGGGGCGCGGGUGUAAACCCAAAGCCCGCGCAUCAACCCCCCAAGGAGACAACAGUGGGUUUCACGAGAGACACGGGCGAUGAGGUGGUGGCCAUCUGCGCAAGCUGCGAGCAAGAGCUAGCUUUCGAUCCAGACGGCGAAGACGACGGCCCGGCUACACCAGCAAAGAAACAGCGCAGCAAGAAGGACAAGGCUGAGCACCAUUUCUGGGCCGUCAAGGCCUGUGGACAUGUCUACUGCAAAAAGUGCUAUGAUAAUCGCAAGCCCGCUGCUAGAAAUCCGGUGCCUGUGAGCUUCCGGCCGGAGCCUAGUGGUGCAAAAAACAAGAUGAUGUGCGCCGUGGACGGUUGUGAUUCGGAAGUGAGCUCAAAGACGGCAUGGGUUGGUCUCUUCCUAUAG
Molecule: messenger RNA, 1548 nt
Organism: Anthostomella pinea
Lineage: Eukaryota; Fungi; Ascomycota; Sordariomycetes; Xylariales; Xylariaceae
Source: the annotation of a GenBank genome assembly